Molecule: messenger RNA, 1591 nt
Organism: Ochotona princeps (American pika)
Lineage: Eukaryota; Metazoa; Chordata; Mammalia; Lagomorpha; Ochotonidae
Gene: BPNT2
Product: 3'(2'), 5'-bisphosphate nucleotidase 2
Exons: 5
Coding region: 260-1339 (359 amino acids)
Biological process (GO): skeletal system development; phosphatidylinositol phosphate biosynthetic process
Cellular component (GO): endomembrane system
Molecular function (GO): 3'-nucleotidase activity
Source: RefSeq, a predicted model, not a curated record
CCCCUUUCACCUCGCGGCCCGUGUGGCUAACGUGGAAGUCCGAGCCGCCGGCCGCCCGCUCUGGGGCUGCCACGAGGGUCUGGGCGGCGCGGGGCGGCCUUUCUGGGGAGGGAAUGACGGGGCGCGCGGGCGCCGGGGAGCCGACGGCGGUGUAGCCCGCCUCGAGCCCGGCCCGGAGCGUAGCGGCGGCGACGGCAGCGGCGGCCGGCCCCGGGAGGCCAGGGAGGGCCGCCGCCUCGAGCGGCCGAGCGCCGGCGCCAUGGCCCCCAUGGGCAUCCGCCUGUCCCCUCUGGGGGUGGCCGUGUUCUGUCUGCUGGGGCUUGGCGUGCUCUACCACCUCUACUCGGGCUUCCUGGCCGGCCGUUUGAGCUUCUUCGGCCUGGGCGGCGAGCCGGGCGACGGUGCGGCGGGGCCCGCGGCCGGGGCCGACGGGGGCAUCGUGGACUUGCGCGAGAUGCUGGCCGUGUCCGUGCUGGCCGCGGUUCGCGGCGGCGACGAGGUGAGACGCGUCCGCGAGAGCAACGUCCUCCACGAGAAGUCCAAGGGGAAGACGCGCGAGGGAGCCGAGGACAAGAUGACCAGCGGGGACGUGCUCUCCAACCGCAAGAUGUUCUACCUCCUCAAGACGGCCUUCCCGAGCGUGCAGAUAAAUACUGAGGAACAUGUGGAUGCAACUGAUCAGGAGGUUAUCAUGUGGGAUCAUAAGAUUCCUGAAGAUAUCCUGAAGGAGAUAAGUACCCCUAAAGAAGUACCUGCAGAAAGUGUUACCGUCUGGAUUGACCCACUUGAUGCCACACAGGAAUAUACAGAGGAUCUUCGAAAGUAUGUAACUACUAUGGUGUGUGUAGCUGUGAAUGGUAAACCUGUUCUAGGGGUUAUACACAAACCCUUUUCUGAAUACACAGCUUGGGCAAUGGUCGAUGGUGGUUCAAAUGUGAAAGCUCGCUCUUCCUAUAACGACAAGACUCCAAGUAUCGUCGUGUCUCGCUCCCACUCAGGGAUCGUCAAACAAGUUGCUCUUCAGACUUUUGGAAACCAGAGUACAAUUAUCCCUGCUGGUGGUGCUGGUUAUAAAGUUUUAGCACUCUUGGAUGUGCCUGACAAGAAUCAAGAAAAAGCUGACCUGUAUAUCCAUGUAACAUACAUCAAAAAGUGGGAUAUAUGUGCUGGCAAUGCCAUAUUAAAAGCCCUUGGGGGGCAUAUGACCACUUUGAAUGGUGAAGAAAUCAGCUACACUGGUUCAGAUGGCAUCGAAGGGGGACUGCUUGCUAGCAUCCGAAUGAACCACCAGGCUCUGGUCAGAAAACUCCCAGAGUUAGAAAAGACAGGACAUAAAUAAGCUUAACUGAUUACAGGGUACAAACUCUUCCAGAGUGGAAAAGGUUAGGCUGAAACACGCUGCAAUGUCAAGGGUUAUGUGGAGACUAUGCAUGGUUAAGGCCAUCUCAGACUUUUUAAAGUAUUUAUGAAGCAUCAGAGACUUAUUUUCCCUGGAACAGGAUGAAAGAUCAGGGAAAAUGGGUUGCUUCGUGUCUCAAGUAUUGUCUUUAUUUUUGAGACUAUUUUCAUACAGUUGUCAUACACAAGGCAC